This is a messenger RNA of Cercopithifilaria johnstoni, 609 nucleotides long. The record is from the annotation of a GenBank genome assembly. Lineage: Eukaryota; Metazoa; Nematoda; Chromadorea; Rhabditida; Onchocercidae.
AUGGGUAUAGGAAGAAGUAAAGAAGGUAAAGAGAAGAAAGGAAAGAAAGUAUGCAAAAGAAUUUCGAAAGAAGAUUUAUUGGAAUUGGAAAGCAAAACAUAUUUUACUAAGAAGGAAUUACGGAAAUGGUAUAAAGAUUUUGUGAAGGAUUAUCCAACCGGAAAAUUGAAAAUAGAAGAAUUCCAGAAUAUUUACAAGAAAUUCUUCCCAAAUGGUGAUCCAACAAAAUUUGCUACAUUUGUAUUCAAUGUCUUCGACAGUAAUGAAGAUGGCUGUAUAUCAUUUCACGAAUUCAUUACAGCAUUAUCAAUUACAUCACGAGGUACACUCGAUGAAAAGCUAAACUGGGCUUUUUCAUUGUAUGAUAUGGACAAAGAUGGUUAUAUAACGAUGAAAGAAAUGACAGAUAUUGUUGAAGCAAUACAUUCAAUGAUCGGUAAUAUCCUUGAAUUACCCAAAGAUGAGAAUACACCUGAGAAACGAGUCGCUAAAAUUUUCUCUAAUAUGGAUCAUAAUCUUGAUGGUAAAUUAACGCUUGAAGAAUUCAAAAAAGGUUCUAAAAGUGAUUUGUGUAUUGUGCAAGCUCUUUCAACAGAUAUUCAUCCAUGA